AUGGAAAGGAUGAGAAAUGUAACAGAAUUCAUCCUCCUGGGCCUCACUCAAAAUCCACAACUGCACAAGCUCCUAUUCAGUGUGUGUUUCCUGACCUAUUUGAUCACACUGGCAGGUAACACGCUCAUCUCCGUCACCAUCUUCAUCAGCCCUGCCCUGGCUUCCCCCAUGUACUUUUUCCUGUCCUGUCUGUCCAUUAUAGAUGGUUUCUACUCUUCCUGCAUAGCUCCCAAAAUGGUCUUGGACCUCAUCUCGGAAAACAGCACCAUAUCCUUCAACGGCUGCAUGACUCAGCUCUUUGCUGAACACUUUUUUGCCGCAGCCGAGAUCAUCCUGCUCGUCGCCAUGGCCUAUGACCGCUACGUGGCCAUCUGCAAGCCCUUGCACUAUGUGACCGUCAUGAGUCGACCUGUGUGUGCUUCCCUGGUGGGGGCCGCUGUGCUCUUGGGAUUUGUUCAUGGAGGGAUACAGAUUUUGCUUAUGUCUCAGUUACCUUUCUGUGGCCCCAAUGUCAUUGACCACUUCAUGUGUGAUUUAAUCCCGCUCCUGGAGCUGGCUUGCACUGACACACUCACUCUGGGGCCCCUGAUCACUGCCAACAGUGGGUCGCUGUGCUUGCUCACUUUUUCUAUGCUGGUUGCUUCCUACGUCAUCAUCCUGCGCUCCCUGAGGACAUGCAGUUCUGAAGGGCGCCACAAAGCCCUGUCCACCUGCGCCUCUCAUGUCACGGUUGUCGUUCUAUUUUUUGUGCCUUGUUCGUAUCUCUAUCUGAGACCCGUGACCUCCUUCCCCACCGACAAAGCCAUGACUGUGUUUUGCACCCUAAUAACACCCAUGCUGAACCCUUUAAUCUACACCCUCAGAAAUGAGGAAGUAAAAAAGGUUAUGAAGAAGCUCUGGGGUCAAAUAAUAAAAAGGAAUGUUGGGUGA
Messenger RNA from Chinchilla lanigera (long-tailed chinchilla), 930 nucleotides. RefSeq names its product olfactory receptor 4C45-like. Gene Ontology annotation, biological process: G protein-coupled receptor signaling pathway. NCBI's taxonomy places the organism in Eukaryota, Metazoa, Chordata, Mammalia, Rodentia, Chinchillidae. The record is from RefSeq and is a predicted model, not a curated record. The transcript has a single exon. Gene Ontology annotation, molecular function: G protein-coupled receptor activity; olfactory receptor activity. The coding region runs from base 1 to 930 and encodes 309 amino acids. Gene Ontology annotation, cellular component: membrane.